Molecule: messenger RNA, 1309 nt
Organism: Drosophila suzukii
Lineage: Eukaryota; Metazoa; Arthropoda; Insecta; Diptera; Drosophilidae
Biological process (GO): protein insertion into mitochondrial inner membrane from matrix
Cellular component (GO): mitochondrial inner membrane
Molecular function (GO): ribosome binding
Source: RefSeq, a predicted model, not a curated record
GCUGUCAGUUGUUUGUGUCUGAAUUGCUCAAAAUUAGGAGUGACACAAUAAACACAACUAUUUCUCGACAGGGCACAGACGACGACGAACUCGGGACAAAAAUGCAAAGUGCAUCUUUCUAGGAGUCGCGAUGCUAUUAAAAAUUCUACGUAAAUAUGGCACACUGAACCACUUGUUUGGCAACCACCAUCCAUCACAUGGCACCCAUCCCCAUUCCCAUCCCCGCAAUCCGUGCGGAACCCUACGGAAAUCGGGAUGUGGGGACUUUCCCGGGGAUCCUCAGUCGUUCCGCCGCGAACUUCACGACUGGGAUCGCCAGAGUGCGGCGCACGAUCAGCGGAGAAAGACCAUUCCCAAGCUGGUCUACCUGCACAAUCCCUGGAAGUACCUGGUGACCAAGUUCAAUCUGUGGAAGCUCAAGUGGCUCUGGGAUCGGGACUUCAGCGAACCGGACUUUUUGGAGGGCGCCAAGCAAGCGGCGAUCGUGAUGACGGACAUUAUCCGGCAGCAGAGUGCGGAGAGGAUCAGCGAGUACACCACGCCGGUGGGAUUCCAGCAGAUCACCAGGGAUAUGUUGCUCUCGAGGAACGAUACCCGUCUCCAGUUGGUCAGGUUCGAGAGGGAACACCUGCGCCGAGCGAUUCCCAUGAAGGUGGCCACGCGCCAGAAUUUCGGCAGGAAGUACGCCUUUAUAGACAUGCUCUUUGUGGGUCUGCGGAACACCAAGGACUUCGACACGGCCACCGAGGUGGUGGAGGUCAGCGAGAUCAUUCGCCGGAUGGACAACGAACUCAAGACCCCGCCGGAGGUAGUGGCAGUACCCCAUCGCAUAGUCUUCGCCGAAAUCUUCAUUCGUUUUCGGAGGGAUUACACAGCUGAUGCGAGAAGAGCUCACAAUUCUCCAGCCCACAAUUUUCCCUUCAACUCGCGGUUCAAUGCUCCACCAACUCCCCCGCCAGUGGCCAGCGAUAGGCCCCUCCAAACACCUUUCAUACAAUCCGCAAUAGAUCCCAUGAGAUCCUCCCAGAAUCCGAGUACAGCCACAGCGGCUCUUCCGGUGACGGGAAGAAUCGUGCCCCGCAUGGAUGAUGUGGGCUGGUCGGUGUCCUUCUACAAGAUCCUGACCUUCGACGUCCUCAACUACGAUCCGCAGAACCGAAGACACCAGCACCAUCAGUCCCACGACAAGCCUUAGUGUUAUAGUGUAAUCAGUGAUUAGUAUUCCUCUGGAAAUUCGACCUUUUAGUGCAGUGGAUAUAGUAAUGACCGAACAGUUUUAUAACGCAAAUUUAACAGCUAACAAUAAAUA